UUAUUAUCGCUUUAUUUUACAUGUAGAACAGUAAGUUCAAAAUAUGCACUAGAUAGCUUUCUUUCAUAGUCAAACAAUGGAGAGGAGCAUUGCAAGCGUAACUCUGGCUUUUUCGAUUGCAGGGGCAUUUCUACUUGAUCACACACCACCUGCCCUCCAUUCACAUGACCACUCACCUCCUGGUCACCAUCCACCUGAUCACACCCCACCUGACCCCCACUUGCUUGACCACAGUCCACCUGACCCACAUCUUCAUGAACAUCACGACUGCCACGGACCAGAGUGUAAGCUUAUAGAUGAAGCCAUCUACAACAUUGGCAUGUACUUGGACGAUCACCUAUGUCAUGUAUUCAAGGAAGUAAAUUGCAGCUACCAUAUACUGACUAAUGACGAGCAAAUUUGUGGAUCAGACGGAAGAACAUACGCUAAUCAUUGCCUCUAUGUUAAAGCUCGAUGUGCUGAGGAACUCUACGAUAGUCAUUACAAUGCAAACCCUCUCGGUAUAGCUAAUCACGGACCGUGUGUAUCGUCUACUGUCCCAGUAGCAACAACUGUUUCAAGCUCACCAGAAAUGUCGGCAAUCAUUACAGGAAGCGGAAACACUAUUACCACAGCGAUGUCACUGCAGAAUGUUCUUGGAUCUGUCUUCUGCAAGAACAGAUGGUCAAUUGACUGUGGCCAAGAUAUCGCCAUUGUUUGCGGCUCAGACGGAAAUAACUAUCCAAAUGAAUGCGAACUUCUCAAGUGGCAGUGCGAAAAUCCAACACUUAGAAAAGAAUCGGAUUCAAGCGUAUGCGAGUCUUCUUGACGAAAUUCUGCAUUGUUUGUACACUAACAUUUAUAAAAAUAUACAAAUUU
Messenger RNA from Mercenaria mercenaria, 858 nucleotides. RefSeq lists its product as uncharacterized. Bases 77 to 808 code for a protein of 243 amino acids. Gene Ontology annotation, molecular function: protein binding. The transcript is spliced from 5 exons. NCBI's taxonomy places the organism in Eukaryota, Metazoa, Mollusca, Bivalvia, Venerida, Veneridae. The record is from RefSeq and is a predicted model, not a curated record. Gene Ontology annotation, biological process: cell differentiation; multicellular organism development.